Molecule: messenger RNA, 1074 nt
Organism: Dichotomopilus funicola
Lineage: Eukaryota; Fungi; Ascomycota; Sordariomycetes; Sordariales; Chaetomiaceae
Exons: 1
Coding region: 1-1074 (357 amino acids)
Source: RefSeq, a predicted model, not a curated record
AUGUCCAAACUCACCCUCCCCCUCCUCACCCUCACCCUGGCCCUCACCCGGCACGUCCACGCCCAAUGCGGCGCCGGCACCCCCGACAUCACCGUAACCGGCUCCUCCUCCUCCUUCACCACCACCAGCAGCUCCGGCACCCAACUCUACACCGGCUCCUCCUACCUCGAAGCCCUCAACCAAGCCCUCAGCGCCGCCACCAGCGGCCAGCGCCUCGCCGUCAUGGCGUCCGGUUCCAUCGGCGCCAGCACACUCACCCUCCCCAGCGGUAUCACGUUCGAAGGGUGCGGCACUAUUGACGUUGCGAACCGCGCUGGGUAUGGUGCGAUUGAGGCUACUGAUACUGAGGAUGUGAAUAUUCCAUACUUGACUAUGACGGGGGAUCCGUAUUUUGGGUUGCGGUUUUCUGGGAACCGCAACCUUGCGCUGGGGGAGAUUACGAUGAACCUUAGCGGCGGACUGGGAAUCCGGUUUGAUCGGGAUCGUGCGGCAAGCUCGAAUGUGUCGAUGGAUACCAUCACCGUUACCGGCGCCGGUAGUCAUGCCGUCGAGACGUGGAACAUCGACGGGUUGACGGUCAACUCUGUGAUCGCGCGCGACGUGGGGGAGUGUGGGCUGCUGCUGCAGGCGACGACGAAUGCGAAGGUGGGGUUGGUGGAUGGGGAUAAUGUGGCUGCGGGCACUGGGUAUGCGACUUUCCGGAUGGCGAAUAAUAACGGGCAGACGGCGGAUGGGGGGUAUAGUACGAAUGUGUAUGUGGAUAAGGUUGUGUCGCGGGGCGGGGGUAGGGGGAUCUUUUGUGUGUCGCAGUCAGGGGCGGUGGAGAUUGGGGAGAUUGAUUUGGCGGAUAAUGGGAAUAACGCGAUUUUGAUUGAGAAUUGUUAUAAUGUGGUGAUUAAGGGGGGGAAGGUGAAUGGGGGAGGGGAGGUGCGGAUUUCGGCAAGGGAUGAGUUUCCGAAUACUAGUGAUGUCUCGAUUACGCUGCAGGUGGACGGGACGACGGUGAAGGAGUCGCCGUGUGGGGAUAACAUCAGCUGGACGCUGACGGGGAGUGCGGAACAGUCUAUUUGUUAG